AUGUUCUAUCUCUUCAUGGUCAUCUUCAACGCGACAUUUAUGUUCUUAGUCCUUCAGUGGCUGCCCAAUUGGGAUGCCGCCUCGUACGUAGCUGUUUGUGUGAAGUCGGCAGCUUGGCUUGCGAGCCACGUUCUGAAAUGGGCCACAUCUUUGGCGAUGAUCGUGGCGUUCUGCUUUGUGGUGGCAUUCAAGGAAAGGAUUGCCUUGAUGCUGGGCUUGGACCACAAGCAGAUCUUCAACUGCAAGAUGCGGGACUGCCUCAGCUGCUUCUCCACAGCUCGCUUCACACCCAUUGAGUUGCUGAUUUGGAAAGUGGAAGAUCUUCCAUCAGCAGACAUUUUCCAUGCCAACAACGUCUUCAUAGAAGCUUACCUCGGCUACAAUGAGACCAUGCGCACCAGGGUUCACAACAAUGCCGGCAGUGACUGUUUCCUCAAGGAGUCCAUUCAGCUCAACUUUGACCAGGACGACGAUGAGGAAAAACUCUUCCUUUUUGUCCAGAAUCAGAAGGUCGUGGGAGCUCAAGAAUUGGCUCGAGUUGAAAUCAGUUCCGAUGACGUUAAGAAGAUCCUCAAGGACGGCCACGAUAAGGGAGCUAGCAGCUCAAAGUGGAGCAAAGAAUUCUUUCCGUACAGCUUUCCGCUGAUUCCUCGUGGACAGGUGUGGGUGACAGCAGUCCCAGUGGUAGAGGAGCAUCAUGGCUAUGCAGAGCUGGCGAGGUGUUGA
This is a messenger RNA of Durusdinium trenchii, 726 nucleotides long. The record is from the annotation of a GenBank genome assembly. NCBI's taxonomy places the organism in Eukaryota, Dinophyceae, Suessiales, Symbiodiniaceae.